AUGAUUCGAAAACUUUCUUGGUUAUUAGUUUUUUUGGCCAUAGUUUCCAUGGUCUGUGCUUUUCCAUAUCAUUUGAAUAAAAGAAGUACUGCAUUUGCACCAUGUGAUUCACAUACCCCAGUAAUCAGUAAUGUAACAUUUAGCCCUGAGCCUCCAAUCGCUGGUUCUAAUCUCAGAGUUAAAGGUUCAGCAACGAAAACUAAUAUUGAAGAAGGCGAUUUAUUCAUAUUUGAAAUUUUUAAUACAACAGAUUCAAAACUCGCUACACUCGUAUUAGAAGGCCCGGCUGUAGAUAUUUGCGCGAAAACUAAAUGUCCAACAAAUACGUUUAUCUUUAACGAAAAAUAUGAUUUAUCAAACGUAACAUCACUUCCACUCAACUACGUAAUUGAAAUUUCAAUUGAACCUGGCAACCGAGAUCCAACCAAAAAAAAAGCUUGUGCAUACUGG
Cetraspora pellucida is the source of this 450-nucleotide messenger RNA. Lineage: Eukaryota; Fungi; Glomeromycota; Glomeromycetes; Diversisporales; Gigasporaceae. The record is from the annotation of a GenBank genome assembly.